This is a messenger RNA of Paraphaeosphaeria sporulosa, 3979 nucleotides long. RefSeq lists its product as uncharacterized. The coding region runs from base 269 to 3598 and encodes 1109 amino acids. The transcript has 2 exons. NCBI's taxonomy places the organism in Eukaryota, Fungi, Ascomycota, Dothideomycetes, Pleosporales, Didymosphaeriaceae. The record is from RefSeq and is a predicted model, not a curated record.
ACGAGCCGCGAAGAGUCACCGAGCUCGCUGUGCGAGAUAUCGACGGCCUCUCUGCUGCCCUUCGCCUGCUGGCUGCUGGGACCCCGCCCACCGUGCCCUCCUCGCCCAUCUGCUUGUCCCUCAGGCGUAUAAAACCGCCGUCGCCCACCUCCAACCCGACCUUUUCCUUGCUGUACUUGCUCACCAUCGUUACCCUGUAGACCCUCGAAAUGUCUCCGUACUAGACACCGGCCGCCCAGCUCUGGCAUGCCCAGUCCAGGCAUCAUCCAUGGCGGCAUUCGCGCUGCCUGAUCCUGCGCAUCCGAUCGCGACAUCGUACUUGGAACGCCCGCUGCCUACUGGGCCCUGUAGCCAUCGCGACGUAGUCGGCACAUGCGGAUGUGAACAAUUCUGGGACGCUGGGAGUGCAGACAUCUAUCAUGGGAGCAACCAAUACCGAUCGGGCAGUCAGCGCUCGACUGUGUGUGUCUGUGGACAUCAUGCCUGCUAUCAUAAGCCUGCCGUCGCAGCGGCUGCCGCGCGUGCACCCCUAUAUGAUGGCCGCUGUCACACACAUUCGGGGACUCAAUGCGACCUUCACAAAGCAGGAGGUAUGCCGCGCGAUCUGAGCCAGCCGCUGAAUAGCCCCCCGCCGCGCACUAUACCCACACAGCUGCUCAUGCGCAACGAAGCCUCACUAGCCAAUGGAUCUCGUGUCGACAAUGGUACGAAGGACCCUCCGUCGCAGCCUAGUUCUUCUGGGCUGCCGCGGAUUCCCUCGAUCUGCCUCAUGUCAAAUGAUCGUUAUCCUGCGGCUAACAGUGCUGCUAGAGACCAAGCCAACCAAUCUCGACAGACAAUUGCGGGACUGGGUCUGUCUAUGCUGAAUGUAGGCGAUGCAGCACGCUCCUUCGAUGGUCAACAAUCCGUUUCGUCCACAGUCCCAGACGAGCUCGAUCUCGGGCAGCCGCUUGAUGGGACACGAGCUGAAAGCAGGCAGCCUUCCGCUGGCCAGAACUCAAUGCGAGGUGAGCAAGGUCAAUCGGAAAAUGCAGCGCUGGGUCCCCUAGAUGCCAUCCUCGAGUUCAACAGAAACUUUCACCUGGAUGUCGGCGGUGAUACGAUUCCGAAUUCGUUCAACCUAGAUGACUUCGUGCAAAGCGCGACCGAGGUGGCCACGCCAAGCAUACGGAACACACCAGACCUGGCAGUGACCGACCAAGCUGUCCAAGAUGGGAAACGAGCCAUCGAAGACCUCAUUCGGAUGACUUCGGGUGCGAGCCAACAGCAUGCCGCUGAUGACAGACCAGCCAGUGCGGCAUCAGCUCCACCUCAGCUUUUGCUCACCAACUCCCCACACACUUCCCAGGAGCAUGUGCAGAACUUCCUCAAAACCGCGUCCCCGCAAUCGCUCCAAAAACUUGUGUCUUACCUACCGUCGUUAUAUAACCUGCUCAACUCCAUACCGAAUGUGGCCAAUGCUUUGAAGGAGCUCAACGACCGGCUAUCACAUCUGGAAAGCAACAAUUCCUUCAACUACGUGCAUCCUGACGAUCUCCAUCAUCAAUUCGACCACGUGGAUGGCAGACUCCUACACUUGGAAUCACGCAUGGAUGAUCACGAUACACUGCAUCAGACCAUUGACGCCGACAACAGUAGUCUUUCAUACAGCCGUCGUCGCAUAGCACCGGUAUCUGGUUCUUUUCAGUCAAUUCGGUCUCUCGAGUCUACCACUUCGUCCGCUCUAAUACUCGCUGCCAUGGAUCGCAAGGAGACCGAGACUGAGAUCAGUGGCAUCAAAGAUCGACUGGACGUACUCGAAACGUUCGCUAUGCCGCCAACUCUGACCAAACCAUGGGAAAUCGAAGUUGUUCUACUGCCGUGGGGUCGCGACCUCAGGGGCAUCUGGUUUUCCCCGGAUGAAUCGAUGCAUGAUCAAUCCAAUCCCACGACGCAGGACUCCGAAGGGUGGACGCAAGCGCGGAGUUCUACACAUAGACAAUCAAGUGCUCCAGUGCCUUUACGCGAGACGGACUCGUCGCCAUAUCCAGCCUCGAGGCAUUCAUCGCGAAGCUCGCACCCGUUCAGCGACACUGAGAGCGGUUGGUCCAGCCAAGCCAUCAGCAAUUGGGCUUCUGGUCUGACAGAGGAGCUGUUGUCGCCCAAGGCAUGUAAAAGCACCAAUCUUGUUCACAAGAGGUUGAGGAGUAGAGGACUCGUCAAAGACGUCACGCUGCACAGCGCCAGCUCGAGAGACAUACAACUGGCACUUGCGCAUGCCUUCAAGGACAUGCUGGAGCAUCUCAAGUAUACCGAUGAAGACGACGAGCCGACAAUCCGAUCAUACCCCGGCUUACGCGCUUCCUUCAUUCCGCUUCGCAAGGUUCGGCACGACUCGAAACUGCAUUUUCUCACGCCAGCGGAGAUGUCGAGCUCUGCGCUUUGGUCUGCCCAGUUCCUUUCUGCAGAUGUCAUCAUGCACGUAACCGGCGGCAAAAAGCGACUCUACGUAACGCAACGCGAAGCGUACGUGCAGUCCCACGAUGAAACGGGGAGUUCUUGGACGUGGCAAGAGCUGCGCGAGUUGCCCCGAUACCGACCUGAAGCCGAUGUCCGAAUGGAAGCCAACGACGGGCAACAUCACCCUCAGGUCGCGGAGGCGGAUGCAAAGGAAGCUUGUUGGACCUACUUCGAAGCCUACGACGCGCCCCCGCGCAGCGUCAACUCUUCAUUCGGCAGCCAUCACUCUGUUGAAUUGUCCAUGCGACCUGCUGAUCGCAGCUGGCGACGAUCGAUAACGCCUGCAUCCAUUCUCAAGAAUCCCAUGCCUCAACCGAUUUCUCCAUUGAGCGAAAAUCACCCUCGGCGUCCAUCUUAUGCUCGCCAGCGUACAGUGUCUGCUUCGGUCUUGGAGCCAGCCAAUGCGUCGUCAUCAAAGCGUCGCAUGGAUGGCUCGCCUGUCAAGCACUCAUCUCAACCGCACAGUCUACGGGCGCCUAGUGCUUCACUUCCGCGAAUGAAACGUCGCAGAGUCUCCAAAUCCACUUCCCCACGCCCAGCUCUCGACGCCGAUGAAAACGCUACAGAUGUACAUGUCACUGCAUGGGCCAACACGCCUCGUCGCUCUCGCGAGCCGUUCUCGCCUUUCUUCUCCUCAGUGGCAGCGCCUCUGCCGCGGACAGCGUCGGACCUCGCCAGUCGGCCCAGUCAACGUUCUUUGGCUGGCACAAGCAAAGGGACACCGUUUGCAUAUGCAACGCCACACUCUGGUCCUUUGGUCGGCGGUCCAGUCUUUGUCGGAGAUGGUGACACCGAAGCGGAUGAAGACUUGUAUCAAGAUGACGAUGGCGAACAAAGUUGGCGCGGCGUUGCGACUGGAGAAGAGGACAACGACUUGAUCGAAGACGUCGAGAUGGGGGCCGAAGAGGAGCUUGCCAGUUUCUCUUUAGGUAGCGUAUCCAGCAUCCAUGACUGCGAUAUAAACAACGAAAGUGACGGCGACAGCGACAGCGACGAGGCUGAUGCCGAUAGCGGGUAUGCUGCCCAACGGACGGACGCUGAAGACGAGGAUGAGGACGACGAUCCGCUUGAUGCGUUGCUCGGCAUCUUGCAAGAUUGAAGAUUCACGACUUCACGAAUUGGGCAAAAAUAGCAAGGCGUUCUGGGUUUUGGAAUCGUUAAUGAGGGAUACCACGAGUUUUCUGGGCAUAUAUGAGGAAAGGCAUUUGGUUAGCGUGGUGCACAUAUUUGGGUAUGAUUGUAACAACAUGGUGUGUGUACGGACGCGGCGACUUCGAUAUCAGCUCACUGUAUUAAGACUGCAUAGCAUAGCAUAGCUACUUCUCCGCUUUUGGUGACGCGAGGCCGUAUGUAGAUGAAUCCGGACCAAGAUCACCUCCACUCGCAUGUGUCAAGCUCUCCGGCAUCUACAGAAUAGAUUCGCGGUCGAGCAUCUAGUUUGAAAAAAGCAGCCCACCAGCGCAAAUGUUCGAUUUCUUCC